AUGCUGACAGAAUCAAAAUGCUCCCACCCCAACUCCUCUACACCCACACCCACACCAAACACUUCCCCCACCCAAAAUCCUCCACACCCACACCAAACACUUACCCCACCCCAACUCCUCCACACCCACACCCACACCAAACACUUACCCCACCCCAACUCCUCCAUACCCACACUCACACCAAACACUUACCCCACCCAAACUCCUCCAUACCCACACCCACACCAAACGCUUACCCCACCCCAACUCCUCCACACCCACACCCACACCAAACACUUCCCCCACCCCAACUCCUCUACACUCACACCAAACACUUACCCCACCCCAACUCCUCCACAGCCACACUCACAAAACACACUUCCCCACCACAACUCCUCUACACUCACACCCACACCAAACACUUCCCCCACCCCAACUCCUCCAUACCCACACCCACACCAAACACUUUCCCCACCCCAACUCCUCUACACUCACACCACACACUUCCUCCACUCCAACAUCUCUACACCCACACCAAACACUUCCCCCACUCCGAUUCCCCUACCUCCACAACCACACCAAACACUUCCCCCACCCCAACUCCUCUUCACCCACACCAAAUGCUUCCCCCACUCCAACUCCCCUACCUCCACACCAAACACUGCCCCCCACUCCAACACCCCUACCUCCACACCCACACCUAACAGUGCUCCCACCCCAACUCCUCUACACCCACACCCACACCAAACACUUCCCCCACCCAAAAUCCUCCACACCCACACCCACACCAAACACUUCCCCCACCCCAACCAAACACUUCCCCACUCCAACUCCUCUACACCCACACCCACACUAAACACUUACCCCAUCCCCAACCCCUCUACACUCACACCCACACCAAACACUUCCCCCACCCCAACUCCUCUACACUCACACCAAACACUUCCCCCACCCCAACUCCUCCACACCCACACCCACACCAAACACACCCCACCCCAACUCCUCUACACCCACACCCACACCAAACACUUACCCCACCCCAACUCCUCCACACCUACACCCACACCAAACACUUACCCCACCUCAAUCCCUCCACACCCACACCCACACCAAACACUUCCCCCACCCCAACUCCUCUACACUCACACCAAACACUUACCCCACCCAACUCCUCCACAGCCACACUCACACCAAACACUUACCCCACCCAACUCCUCCACAGCCACACUCACACCACACACUUCCCCCACCCCAACUCCUCUACACUCACACCCACACCAAACACUUCCCCCACCCAAACUCCUCUACACUCACACCACACACUUCCUCCACUCCAACUACUCUACACCUACACCCACACCAAACACUUCCCCCAACUCCGAUUCCCCUACCUCCAUACUCACACCAAACACUUCCCCCUACCCAACUCCCCUACCUCCACACCCACACCAAACACUGCCCUCACUCCAACGCCUCUACACCCACACCCACACCAAACACUUACCCCAUCCCAACUCCUCCACACCCACACCCACACCAAACACUUCCCCCAUCCCAACUCCUCUACACUCACACACAACACUUACCCCACCCCAACUUCUCCACACCCACACCACACACUUCCCCCACCCCAACUCCUCUACACUCACACCCACACCAAACACUUCCCCCACCCCAACUCCUCUACACCCACACCCACACCAAACACUUCCCCAACCCCAACUUCUCUACACUCACACCACGCACCUUCUCCACUCCAACUUCUCUACACCCACACCAAACACUUCCCCCACUCCGAUUCCCCUACCUCCACACUCACACCAAACACUUCCCCAACCCCAACUCCCCCACAACCACAACUACACCAAACGCUUACCCCACCCCAACUCCCCCACAACCACACCAAAUGCUUCCCCCACUCCAACUCCCUUACCUCCACACCAAACACUGCCCCUACUCCAACUCCCCUACCUCCACACCCACACCAAACACUGUCCCUACUCCAACGCCUCUACACCCACAUCCACACCAAACACUGUCCCCACAGCAACUCCCUACCUCCACAGCCACACCAAACACUGCCCCCACUCCAACGCCUCUACACCUACACCCACACCAAACACUGCCCCCACUCCAACUCCCCUACCUCCACACCCACACCAAACACUGCCCCCUCCCCUUACUCCCUAA
Molecule: messenger RNA, 2169 nt
Organism: Ylistrum balloti
Lineage: Eukaryota; Metazoa; Mollusca; Bivalvia; Pectinida; Pectinidae
Product: mucin-2-like
Exons: 2
Coding region: 1-2169 (722 amino acids)
Source: RefSeq, a predicted model, not a curated record